Marchantia polymorpha subsp. ruderalis is the source of this 1165-nucleotide messenger RNA. NCBI's taxonomy places the organism in Eukaryota, Viridiplantae, Streptophyta, Marchantiopsida, Marchantiales, Marchantiaceae. The record is from the annotation of a GenBank genome assembly.
UCUUUCAACUUCAUUCCACAUGAAGGGCAACAAACGAGGAGCAUCUAGAAACAGAAGACACUCAGCGUUGCAUGCAUUUUCCCCAUCGCGACUGACAUCACAUAGUUUGACACCAGGAAGUGGUUCUCCAUAGACUCGGGGGCCGGAUAGUGCAACAAUUUAGGCGAAUUGAGCAACAGGAGUCAUUUCAUUGAGGUAUACGUGCAAGAAUAUCGAGGACCCGAUAACAGAGUCAUCAAAACUUAUUGCACAGCAGCAAGACUGGGGUUUGAAAUCGCAUCGAUCAUCGUCAGUUUCCGGUUGUAAGAGGCGUAUGAAAAUGGCAGUGUCCCAAGGACGGAUGAUCACAUUUCUUUUUCUGGCCGGGUUGUUGCAAUGUGCGACUGCUGCGACGUACACAGUUGGAGAUGCUACGGGAUGGACAUUUCCUCCGACUGCAACAUUUUACGACGAGUGGGCCAACAACCAUACCUUCAAAGUUGGUGAUCAGCUUGUGUUCCCAUAUACUAGUGGAGUCCAUGAUGUUUUCCAAGUGAGCGAGGCCGAUCUUGCAAGCUGCACGAAGACGAGCCCCAUUCAAACGUGGACGGACACGAACUCCACAGUGACACUGACUGCUGCUGGCAGUCAUUACUACAUCUGCUCAAUUGGUACCCACUGCGCGGCAAAUAUGCAUAUGAGCUUGCAAGUGGUUGCUGCAGACUCUCCAGCCGGUUCUCCUCCGAGUGCCUCUCCCACAAGUACUCCUCCGGCCAGUGGACCUUCGACUCCUACUCCACCUCCACCUCCACCAGCUACUCCUACCACCACCACGCCUUCUGCUCUUUCACCUGCACCACCACAGAGUGGCGCUUUCACUCUGAAAUCCGGCUCCACUCUGUUCUUCGCUGCGUUGGCUGCUGGUUGGGUGGCAAUCCUGAUUUAAGUUUGCGCAUCUCGAGCUGUGACAAAGCCCAAUUCUUCUGUCCGUCGACAGAUAUUGUAUCGUAUCUAUGUGAUCGACGUUGCAAACAGUGAAACAACAAGAAGAAGAAGAGUUACGUCGCGCAUCAACAUAAAUGGACGAAGAACCGGACAAGAACCGUAGAUGAAGAAUUUGAAAGCAGUGCAGAUUUAAGCUGAUCAUAUUAAUGCAGCUGUGUACACAAAUUUUGGUUAAUCCGUG